Molecule: messenger RNA, 1564 nt
Organism: Penicillium brasilianum
Lineage: Eukaryota; Fungi; Ascomycota; Eurotiomycetes; Eurotiales; Aspergillaceae
Source: the annotation of a GenBank genome assembly
CUGCCUUACACACUGCUCCUUCUGGUCAAGGAGACCACCCUCGUUCCUUUUUGAUAUCUUUCCUUUAUUACAUACCGCAUCUACCUCGACUCUCGCAUUGUCACUGGCCGUGCAGUAUCAUCGACAUGCCUCCCCCUCCCCCUCCGCCUCCUCCGCCGCCGCCGCCGCCCGGGGGUCUAGGUGGCCCUCCCCCACCUCCCCCAGGUGGAAGCCUGCCUGCUAGGCCAUCCAAGGGCGAAGUGAAAGGUCGAGGCGCGUUGCUAUCAGAUAUCCAUAAAGGCGCUCGGUUGAAGAAAACAGUCACCAAUGAUCGAUCAGCACCACAGAUCACAAGUUCGGGAGGAGGUUCGACUGCACCACCUGUUGGUGGUGCGCCGCCGGUGCCUGGAAUGAAGGCUCCUUCAGGGCUUGCACCACCUGUCCCGUCAGGUCCCGCUGCCAAUCGGUUGCGAAGCAACAGCGAAGGAGUAUCUGGGUCAGAUGGAGGAGCUAGCGGCCCAGUAGCGCAACUAGGCGGUCUUUUCGCAGGUGGAAUGCCAAAGUUACGCAGUCGUGGUGGAGUCGACACUGGAGCCGUUAAAGAUUCACCUUACAUGUCCGAGGGUGAAAGCACGCGACCUCCAGUUGCCCCAGCUCCUAAACCUCCCUCAGCUCCUCGUCCUCCUGGCGCACGCCCACCACCUCCGCCUUCCUCAGAGUCGCUACCCGCUCCCGCUAUCAAUCCAUUGAUUGCCAAUCUAAAGAAGCCUCCUCCACGCCCGGCCUCAAGGCCAUCAUCUACAAUCUCCACAGCCUCCGCAAAGGGCGCGCCAGACGUCCCUCCUCCUCGGGCUCCUCCACCACCUCCAGGAACUCGCAAGCCUUCCGGGGCCCCGCCGCCUCCUUCAUCACCUAGCCCAGCGGCUCCUCCCCCUCCUCCCCCGCCUGCUCCUGCUUCGUCCCGGGCUCCACCACCUCCUCCAGCUGCUCCUGGUCGGCCAACACCACCACCUCCCCCAUCUGGGGCUCCUGCAUCAAUUGCUGCCCAAGCAGCGCGCACUGCACUUAGCUCCGCCAGUUCUCCAGCAGCUCCUCCCCCUCCACCACCCUCUGCUGCUCCAGCGGCUCCUCCACCACCGCCUCCGCCAGUCUCAGCUCCCGCCCCUCCACUAAGCGAGCCGCCCUCACACCCAUCCCUCGUUCAUUCACGCCCAGUCUCACAUGAGCCUCAUACGGUACUAGAUCCCAGUGCUUACACGCUUACCAAUGGCGGCUCAUCUGCUGCACCUACCUUGCGCGCGGCUCCUGCGCAUGGUCCGGUCCGAAUAGACGACAGCCGGUUUAAGUUUCAAGGUGACGGGCUACUCCCCAAGCCUCGGCCUUUCAUCGGUGGAGUACGUAGGUAUCGGGCUGGGCGAGGGAGCAGCGUGCCGUUGGAUUUGAGUGCGUUGAGUGGCUAAGUGCAUGGGACAUUGCGGGCGAUAUCGUGCACAAAUAGUGAUUACCAUACAUAUAAAUUGUUUGAUACAACAGAGUAUUUCUGGAUCAUUUCUCUAUAUAAUCGUAUUUAUUGACUUGCAUAUCA